Messenger RNA from Hypomesus transpacificus, 1266 nucleotides. It is a transcript of the gene tmem26b, whose product is annotated as transmembrane protein 26b. The transcript is spliced from 6 exons. Bases 77 to 997 code for a protein of 306 amino acids. The record is from RefSeq and is a predicted model, not a curated record. NCBI's taxonomy places the organism in Eukaryota, Metazoa, Chordata, Actinopteri, Osmeriformes, Osmeridae.
UUCUUUAGGGAGUUGGAGUGAGCAAAUUAAUAUACCGCUAACGUGGCUACUGAAAGUUAUCUGAUCCAUCAAAAAUAUGAUUGUGCAGUUUAUUUGCGCGGUUAUUACCAGAUUCUUAUUCAUCCUCGUCUCCCUAAUUGGAGUAUGGAGGGUGGUGAUGGUUAAGAAUGACGGAGUCUACUGGUUUCUAACUAUUCUCUACCUACCUUUGGUGAUUGAGAUGGUUUUAACACUCAAGCGAAGAAAAGGGAAGGAUUAUGAAUGGUUUUCUCCGGCAAUCUUUCUCUUCCUCAUCAGCAUCAUCCCAUCUCUGUGGCUCCUGGAGUUGCAUCACCAGGAGAACAAAUCCAGUGAUUAUAGGUGUGAUAAACUUGAUUCAGCUGAAAGCAUCAAGGCCUUUAUAAAUAUGUGGCAAAACUCAUCAAAUGGAAGUGAACCUUUCAAGGGUUCUGUGACCCUGCUGUCGUCGGUGUGUGCCAACAAUUGGAUCCUGGCACUACACCAGAUCCUGCUGAUUCUCUUGAUCCUGGGAAAGUGGCUUCUGCCAACCGGUGUAGGUGUUACCAGAAACCAGCUUUCCCAGCUCCUCCUCGUCUUCGUGGGCACUGCCGCAGACAUCCUUGAGUUCACCAGUGAAACGCUCUCCGAUGUCAAGGAUAGCAGUCCCAAUGUGGUGUACAUAAUUCUCGGAGUGUGGACAUGGAGUAUGUUGCAGUUCCCCCUACAUAUCUCAGUGUUGAAUGCUCCCGUUGUUCAGUCAGAAGGCCAGGGUGGCUCCCUGCUCUCUCGUUUGAAAAUGGACAUCUGGAGCAUUGUGGGGAGCUUUUUCAUCCAAGACGGUCCCUUCCUGGUGGUCAGACUCACUGUUAUAGUUUACUUCAAUGUGGUUCACCAGAUGCUCAUCUUCUUCUGCAUCAAGAAUUUUCUGGUGGUCAUACUGAACUUGUACCGUCUCUUUGUCAUCAUCUGCGACCACAAAUCCUCUACUGAGCUCUAGGUUUGGAGGACAAAUUACAGCAGCAAAAUCAGUUUACCAUCAGAUCAUGCAUUUACAAUAGAUGCAAUAGAGGCGCACAGUACCGAUCAAUAUUUUCGUGCCUCAGUGGACUUUAGUGACAUGCACAGGACAGUGCAAUAUACUUUUUAUCCAAACAGACGGUGUUAUCGGUAAUCUGUUCUUGGGAAUGAUAAUGACCUUAAAGCCAUGUUGACAAAUAAUGUAAACAUUUGUUAUCUAGGGUAAUUCUAUGUUGUUUACUGUUCAUU